AGUAGGAGGGCGACUGUGACAGCUCGACACAAAGCCAGUCACACUGACACGCAGAAAGAAACAGACACACACAGACACACACGGACACACGGAGCCAGCAGACAGAGAGAGAAUGGAACCAAAGCAGAUUAGAGAGGGAUAUCUGGUCAAAAAGGGCACAGUGCUGAACUCCUGGAAGGUGGUUUGGGUGGUGCUGUCAGAGGACGGUGUGGAGUUCUACAAGAGGAAGACAGAUGCAAACUCCAAGGGGAUGAUUCCCUUGAAGGGAGCUACUUUCACCAGCCCCUGCCAGGACUUCAGCAAGAGAGUGCUGGUGUUCAAGAUCCAGACAAGUAAGAACCAGGAUCACUUCUUCCAGGCCACACACCUGGAGGAGAGGGAGGCCUGGGUGAAGGACAUCAAGAGGGCCGUUUCCUGUCUGGAGGGAGGCCGGAAGUUUGCCAGGAAGUCGACGCGGAGGUCUAUCCGUCUGCCUGACACAGUCAACCUCAGUAAACUGUACCUGCUAAUGAAAGACCCAGAUGAUGGAGUGAAGGAGAUGAAACUGGAAAAGGAUAAGAGAAUCUACAAUCACUGCUUUACAGGUGGUACGGUGGUAGACUGGUUGAUCUCCAAGGACAAGGCGAGGAACAGGGCAGAGGCUCUGAUGUUGGCCACGGGACUACUGAACGAGGGCUUUCUACAGCCUGCCGGGGACGUCUCCAAGCAGGGGGCGGUGGGUGGAGCAGAGACCCUCCUCCUGGAUGAAACAGAUGCUCUUUACUACUUUGCAGACAGUGGGUUCUUCUGUGAGGGCUACUCAAGCGAUGAGGAUGGAGUGUUGAAGGAGGAGUUCAGGGGAAACAUUGUCAAACAGGGCUGUUUACUCAAACAGGGUCAUAGGAGAAAAAACUGGAAGGUGAGGAAGUUCAUUCUCAGAGACGACCCAGCCUAUCUCCAUUACUAUGACCCCACCAAGGGGGAUGACGAGCCCCUAGGUUCAAUCCACCUGAGAGCAUCGGUGAUCACAGCGGUAGACCACGUCCCUGAUGCCAAAAGGUACGAGGUGGAUGGGAACCUCUUUGAGGUCAUCACUUCAGACGAGACGCAUUACUUCCUCCAAGCAGCUACAGCAGAGGAGAGGAAAGAGUGGAUCAAAGCCAUGCAUACCGUGUCAAAGACAGGGAAAUGAAGCUUAUCUCCUCAUAUCCUGUGUGGAGUGGCAUAUACCAGAGAGACCCUGGUUUGACAGACAAUCACUCUAAGCUGGUGCAUGAAAGAUCACAGACUCAGGUCUUAUAGAUGCCAGAUUCUAUAAUGUUAUUGUUUCUCAACAUUUUUUUUCAAUCGAAGGGCCAUGCAUUCAUGGCACAAAGAGAGAGAGGAGAGAGGAAACAUGUUUCUAUUGUCAAAGACGGUCACACUCCCUCCACAUACACAAUCUACAAGCAGAGUGUGAAAUUAGGUACAAGGUAUAUGGUUUGUGAGCCUAUCUUUUCUGUUGUGGCUGCUUGUGUAAUUUGUUCUGUUCAUGUUAUGAUCCGGCCUUCACAAUGAGAGAGAAGGCAUUGGGAUGAUUCAGAAGAAUAAUCAAAAGUCCAGACAAUUUCUGUUCCGGAAAGAAAAUGAGAUGUCAAAUCCUGUUUCUGUGUCCUUCUGCAAUGCUGUGGUUUUAGCUUUUUGUCUUGUCAUGAUGGCUUGACACCCAAGACUCAGCACUGUACAAAAUUCCACCAGCAAGUAUUUGUUUUCAGUUAAUACACUGUAUGCAGCACCUGUAAUAUACAGUAUAUCAUUCAAAUAUUUAAACUGUGUAACAUUUUCAAUAUAUCCCAUUCAAUAGA
Osmerus eperlanus (European smelt) is the source of this 1823-nucleotide messenger RNA. It is a transcript of the gene plek, whose product is annotated as pleckstrin. Gene Ontology annotation, cellular component: plasma membrane. The record is from RefSeq and is a predicted model, not a curated record. NCBI's taxonomy places the organism in Eukaryota, Metazoa, Chordata, Actinopteri, Osmeriformes, Osmeridae. Gene Ontology annotation, biological process: intracellular signal transduction; actin cytoskeleton organization. Bases 113 to 1171 code for a protein of 352 amino acids. The transcript is spliced from 9 exons.